AUGGUGGCAUCGAUUGCUUGAUUCACAUCGCCGGAAAAGCGGGAAAUACAAAGGAAAUGCAGACCUUUCCAAGCUCAAGACAUCAACUUUGCCACAUCACCUCUGACACCAGUUCCGGGAGUAACCAGACACACAGCACCCACAGAGAGCCCCCAGCUCCAUCUGCGAUAUGAUGGAACGUCUAUCCACACACCUGUCGCUCACCGGCCUAUCGCUAGCCCAUCCACUUCAGAGUCACCUGAGCUCCGUGAGCUCCGGCAGCGGAUCGCACCACCUCGGACAACUGGCAGCGGCCGUCCAGCAGCACCACCAGCAGGCCGAUCAGAGCCACACCCACGCCCACCACCUGCACGGUCAGCAGUUGGCGCUGGGCCAUCAGCACCAGCAAUCGCAGCAGCAGCACCAUCAGUGCAGCAGCAACAGCAGCAACGGCUCGCCGAACGGAUCGAGUGGUUUGAGCGGCCUGCAUCCCCACUCGGCCCUGCAUCUGGCCCACCACCACUCCCAGCUGCACCAACACCAUCAGGCAGGACAGCAGCAGCAGCAACAGCAGCAGACAUCGUCCUCCCACAGUCAGCCGGCGGUGUCGUCUGCCUCGUCCCACCACAGCCACAGCCACAGCCAGGCUCAGUCGUUGCACCAGCCCCACAGUAACGGCAGCUCGCACCUGUCUGCAGGUGGGGCUGCCUCUGGUAGCAAUCACCACAGCAGUGCCGCACACCACGGAUCCGCGUCCAGUGCAUCGAGCAGCGUGAUGGCCGCCGCAGCCGCCGCCCAUCUGCACCACAACUCACAGGCCUCGCCCAUCAGCAACCUGCACCAGAAUAUGGGCACCCUCAUGAACAGUGGCAGCAGCGCCAGCGAUGUAUUCUUCAGCCUGAUGAUCCAGAACACAACGAAGCGCCAGAACGAGGAGCACAUCAAACGUCCGAUGAAUGCUUUUAUGGUCUGGUCGCGUCUGCAGCGGCGUAAAAUAGCUCAGGAUAAUCCCAAAAUGCAUAACUCUGAGAUAUCCAAGAGGCUGGGUGCAGAGUGGAAGUUGCUUACUGAGGAGGAGAAACGUCCGUUUAUCGAUGAGGCCAAACGUUUGAGGGCCAUGCACAUGAAGGAGCAUCCGGACUACAAGUACCGCCCGCGACGAAAGCCCAAAGCCCUGAGACGCGACGGUUAUCCAUAUCCGAUGCCAUAUCCAUCGGUGCCCGUGGAGGCGUUACGUGCCGGCAUUUCGCCCGGUUACUUCGCUCCCGGUCCCACAGCGGCUGCAUAUCACCUGGGCAGCCAUCUCGGCCAGACAUCGACGCCGACCACGACGCAGGCCACCCUCUCAGGACAGAUGGACAAGUUUGCCCUGGAGAGGAGCUCGUAUCUGAGCAACGCAAUGAGCAAUGCCGGCAGCCAGGCGAGUGCCGCUGCCUACAGCGCCUACCUGGACCCCAGUGUGCUGACCAAGGCCUACUUCGACUCCAAGAUGUACCAGGAUCGGGCAGCCAACUAUGCCUUCGACAUAUCGAAGAUCUACGGAGCCCAGCAGCAUGCGGCCGCCCAUCACCAGCAGCAGCAGCAACAGCAGCAUCAGCAGCAGUUGCUAAUGGCAGGCGGUGGAGGUGGCGGUGGAGGCGGAGGAGGAGGAGGCAGUGCCAGCUCCCACAACAACAACAGCAGCAGCGGACUGGACGAGCGCGACGCCACGCCCCAGCUAGAAGGUGGCGGCAGCAUCGUGGUGGAGGCCAAACCCCAUCUGCACUCGCCCAGCGACGUGGGUCUGGACUACGCGCAAUACGCCCAGCAGUACGGAGGACAGCUAGCCAGUGCUGCGUCCGUGGGGGCUGGGGGAGUGGGUGGAGUCGGUGUCACGGCAUCGGCUGGUGGGGCAGCAGGUGGCGGUGGAGCAGGUGCAGGCGCGGACUUUCGACGGCCUCUGACGGUGAUCUUCUGACCACCAUCCUCCAAUGGCAGCGAGGAGUUGAAUUUGUCUAUGACUUAGGGAAGAUCGAGGAAAUAUCCGAAAACGGCAAACCGAAAAACGAGAGAUUAAAGUUAAACGUAGCCAACAUUUACCGUUAAGUCAGUGAAAGGAAAGGAGACAGCUAUUAAUCAAGAGAGAGAGGGAGAGAGAGAGCGAGAGCGAGAACGAGAGGG
This is a messenger RNA of Drosophila persimilis, 2139 nucleotides long. RefSeq names its product transcription factor SOX-1 (gene Sox21b). Gene Ontology annotation, molecular function: DNA-binding transcription factor activity, RNA polymerase II-specific; RNA polymerase II cis-regulatory region sequence-specific DNA binding. The record is from RefSeq and is a predicted model, not a curated record. Bases 170 to 1936 code for a protein of 588 amino acids. NCBI's taxonomy places the organism in Eukaryota, Metazoa, Arthropoda, Insecta, Diptera, Drosophilidae. The transcript is spliced from 7 exons. Gene Ontology annotation, biological process: cell differentiation; positive regulation of transcription by RNA polymerase II; anatomical structure morphogenesis.